CCAUCUUUGGUGCCGUGCAGACACGCGGGCUUCGUUGGCUGUUCCGUCUGAUUGUUGUGGCAUCUUAUUGCUGGGAGAAAGUUGGCCUCGCACUUGGUUGAUUCUGUUGGCCUUUAUUAUUAAGAAAAUAUGGCAGACUCCAAAGAGGACAAGCUAUACAUGGCGGAAUACGCCAAAAGCGGCCGUGCUGCGUGCAAGAAAUGCAAAGAUAAUAUCGCUAAAGACUCGCUAAGGAUGGCCAUCGUGGUGCAGUCACCCAUGUUUGAUGGGAAGGUCCCCCACUGGCACCACUUCUCCUGCUUCUGGCAGCGAGCAUCAGCUCAGUCUACUGCUGACAUCGCCGGGUUUUCUGAUCUUCGUUGGGAUGAUCAGGAAAAAAUAAAAAAGGCCAUCGAAAGCGGUGGAGCUACUGGAGGAGAAAAAGGUGACCAGAAGGGCUCAGUUAAAGGAGAUAAGACGCUGAAUGACUUUGCAGUGGAAUAUGCCAAGUCAAACCGCAGCACAUGCAAAGGCUGCACUCAGAAAAUAGAAAAGGAUCAGAUUCGUGUGUCCAAGAAAGCCCUGGACCCUGAGAAGCCUCAGCUAGGUCUGAUUGACCGCUGGUACCACACAGGAUGUUUCGUGAGUUCCAGGGAGGAGCUGGCCUUCAAGCCUGAAUACAGCGCCGCCCAGCUGAAGGGAUUCAACGCACUGCGGGCAGAAGACAAGGAAGAGCUGAAAAAGAGGCUCCCUGCUGUUAAGUCUGAAGGAAAGCGUAAAGGCGAUGAGGUGGAUGGAGUAUCAAAGAAACAAAAGAAAGCGGAAGAGGAUGAAAAGAAAAAACUUGAAGAGCAGUUAAAGAAUCAAAGCCAGCUGAUUUGGGGAAUCAAGGACAAGCUGAGGAGAUAUUGUUCAAGCAACGACAUGAAGGAGCUGCUGAUUGCAAAUGGCCAGGACGUCCCUUCUGGAGAGUCCAAUGUGGUCGACAGCCUGGCUGAUGGCAUGGCCUUUGGUGCUCUUGAGGCCUGCAAAGAGUGCAAGGGGCAGCUAGUGUUUAAGGGUGAUGCUUAUUACUGUAAAGGUGACAUUUCAGGCUGGACCAAGUGUGUGUUCAAAACCGCAAGACCUGCACGCAAAGACUGGGUGAUACCUAAGGAAUUCCAUGAAGUCCCUUUUCUGAAAAAAUUUAAGUUCAAGCGGCAGGAUAGGGUUUACCCCAAGGAAGCUCCUUCCCAAUCACUGACAGCAGGCAAAGCUGAACCUCUGGCAGGUGCAUCCAGUGCCCUGACUAAGAAACUGCCUGAGACGGCACCUCCAGACAAGCCUCUUACUGGUAUGAAACUUCUGGCUGUUGGGAAGCUGUCCAAGAACAAAGAUGAUCUGAAGGCUGUCGUGGAGGAGUUGGGUGGAAUGAUGACCGGCACAGCCAAUAAGGCCUCUCUCUGCCUCAGCACCAAGAAGGAAGUGGAGAAGAUGAGUAAGAAGAUGGAGGAAGUGAGGGAUGCUGGCGUGCGUGUGGUCUCUGAGGAUUUCCUCAAAGAUAUCAAGUCGUCAGGCAAAGCUCUUCAGGAGCUGGUUUCUCUGCAUGCCAUCUCACCCUGGGGUGCAGAGGUUAAAGUCGAAGCUCAGGCCUCCAAGUCUGGAGCGCUGCCUACUAAAAGCACUGGGAAGGUGAAGGAGGAGGAAGGUGGUAGCAAAUCCAAGAAAAUGAAACUCACAGUCAAAGGUGGAGCUGCAGUGGACCCAGACUCAGGUCUGGAGAACAGUGCCCACGUCCUGGAGCAGGGUGGGAAGAUGUACAGUGCUACUCUGGGUCUUGUAGACAUAGUGAGAGGAACAAACUCAUACUAUAAACUCCAGCUGCUGGAGGAUGAUGUACAGAAACGGUAUUGGGUGUUCAGGUCAUGGGGCAGAGUGGGUACCACCAUCGGCGGCAACAAGUUGGACAAGUUCCAUGACAAGAACUCUGCCUUGGACAAUUUCCUGUGUGUUUACAAGGAGAAAACGGGAAAUGAAUGGUGCUCUUCCAACUUCACCAAAUAUCCCAAUAAGUUCUACCCACUAGAAAUUGACUAUGGACAGGAUGAGGAGGCAGUGAAGCAGCUGACAGCUACUGCUGGCACCAAGUCUAAACUGGCCAAACCAGUCCAGGAACUGAUCAAGAUUAUUUUUGAUGUAGAGAGCAUGAAAAAGGCCAUGGUAGAGUUUGAGAUUGACCUUCAGAAGAUGCCUCUUGGCAAGUUGAGUAAGAGGCAAAUCCAGAGUGCCUACGCACUCCUCAGUGAAGUUCAGCAGGCUGUGUCAGAUUGUGUGCCUGAAGCACAAAUCCUGGAUCUGUCUAAUCGCUUUUACACCCUGAUACCUCAUGACUUUGGCAUGAAGAAACCUCCACUACUGAGCAACCUGGAUUAUAUUCAAGCCAAAGUUCAGAUGUUGGACAACCUGUUGGAUAUUGAAGUGGCGUACAGCUUGCUCAGAGGAGGAGCUCAGGACAAUGACCAUGAUCCCAUUGACACCAACUAUGAGAAACUCAAAACAAAGAUUGAGGUUGUUGAUAAGGCUACACAGGAGGCUGAAGUCAUUGUGCAGUAUGUUAAGAACACGCAUGCUGCUACACACAACACGUACACACUGGAAGUGCAAGAAAUCUUUAAAAUAGCCCGAGAGGGCGAAAACCAGCGGUACCGUCCCUUUGAGGAGCUGCACAAUCGGCAGCUACUGUGGCACGGUUCUCGCACCACCAACUAUGCUGGUAUUCUGUCUCAGGGUCUCCGUAUUGCACCUCCAGAGGCUCCAGUGACUGGUUACAUGUUUGGCAAAGGUGUGUACUUUGCUGAUAUGGUGUCCAAGAGUGCAAACUACUGUCACACCUCCCAAUCAGACCCCGUAGGCCUGAUUCUGUUGGCAGAGGUUGCUCUAGGCAACAUGCAUGAGCUGAAGAAGGCCUCUCACAUUACAAAACUACCAAAGGGCAAGCACAGUGUUAAAGGUUUGGGUAGAACUGCUCCAGAUCCAAGUGCCACCUUCACUCUGAAUGGGGUGCAAGUGCCUCUGGGAAAAGGAGUCCAAACCAACACUGAUGACACAAGCCUACUAUAUAACGAAUACAUUGUCUAUGAUGUCGCACAGAUAAACAUGAAGUAUCUCUUGAAGGUCAAGUUCAACUACCAGACAUCCCUGUGGUAAAAGGACAUCCAAGCCCUUUAUAGAAGACCACUGUUGCCUCCAAAUGGCUUUGCUUCAUUCCCUCCAGCGAAAUAUGUGAACAGGAGUGAUGCUUUACUGCUCUUUACAGUGGUCAUUUGAAAUGUUUUGCCACUUUACUGCUUUUUCAUCAGGUUCAUUAACAGGCAGAUUUUAUUAGUAAUACAUUAGGUAGUUAAUUUCUGCUCUGAUAUGCUUCAUAGGAUGGAAAGUCACAGAUGAACAGCAGCUGACGCAUAAUGGAUGAAACAGUAACUAUCUCACAUCUUUGAUUUUGAAAGGGUAUUACUCAUUCUUCAGUAAUUCUCUAGUUAAUAAGGCGUAUCCGCAAGUUUAGGAGUUUUGAGUUACGAGCACUCAAUCUGCAGAAUUACCCAUACCACUGUUUAUUAUAUUAGGAUUCCUCAGUGAAAUAGCCAGUAAAAUGCAUGUUUUGUAGAGUGAUUGGUAUGAAGAACCUGUACAAGGUUUGACAUGUAUAUAUUUGUUUUGUUGUUUGUCUCAAACGUCUUCCUGUCAGAAGAAAAUGUUGCAGUGUUCUUUCAAAAACAGAAACUGCCAUGCAUAGUUCUUUCUUGUGUACCUCAAAUUCAAUAAAAACAAAGGACUCCUUCAA
Molecule: messenger RNA, 3799 nt
Organism: Melanotaenia boesemani (Boeseman's rainbowfish)
Lineage: Eukaryota; Metazoa; Chordata; Actinopteri; Atheriniformes; Melanotaeniidae
Gene: parp1
Product: poly (ADP-ribose) polymerase 1
Exons: 23
Coding region: 130-3165 (1011 amino acids)
Cellular component (GO): nucleus
Molecular function (GO): NAD+ poly-ADP-ribosyltransferase activity; NAD binding; DNA binding
Source: RefSeq, a predicted model, not a curated record